AUGAGCAAAGCCUCGCCUUACAGAGGUAUUAACUCGACCUCGUCGUCGGUGUCGCCUCGGUUCAGAAAGCUGUCCAUUUUCGUCGGACUCGUGUUGGGUCUGAUUUUGUUCAGAUUUUCGACCGGAUGGUCUAUCAACACAGAAGACCAAAUCAUCUCCGAGGCACUCAACAACUUUUACAGACUUAAUCCUAAAUCCCGCGGUGCUAAUCCAUAUGAUGCUGCAGUGACCGCAGACAGACUUGCUAAAUUCUUCCCAUUUGACAACAGUGCCAGAAGAAUCGAAAAGAACAUCUGGCAAAUGUGGAAAGUUCCAUCCACCGACCCAGAUUUCCCGCACAGAGAGCUGGUUAACAAGUGGAAGAACGAGAACCCAACCUACAAGUACAACCUGCUCACAGACGAGCAGAUUUUGGAGGUUUUGAAAAUCCGUUUCAAGGACACCGUUCCUGAGGUGUUGGAGGCGUUCGAGAUGCUCCCAAACAAGAUUAUCAAGUCCGACUUUUCUAGAUACUUGUUGAUUUUCCUGAACGGAGGAGUCUAUGGAGAUAUUGACACGGACUUGCAGAAACCGGUCGAUGCGUGGUUCGACUCUGAUAGAAAUGUGGGUUUCGUGGUGGCUGUUGAAGAGGACAUUAACGUUGAGAACUGGCAACACUACAUGACCAGAAGAAUCCAGUUCGAACAAUGGACAUUUAAGGCCAAGGCCAGACAUCCUAUUCUCAGAAAAUUGAUUGCCAAGAUUGUGGAAACCACUUUCCAGGCCAAGAAGAACGACAAACUGCAGGCAUACUACAAAGAUUUCAAGGGUGUUGACAGAUGUUCUUCCGUGGACAUUAUGGAAUGGACCGGACCUGUUGUUUGGACUGACACCAUCUACGCUCACUUGAACUCUAUCGAGAGUCCAACCAUCGUUGAUAUUGACCACCAAAGAGACAUUGUUGGAGAGCUUUACGGACCUGAAACUGGAGAAGGAGACGUGAUAUCUUGGAGAUUCUUUGCUGGUUUAAGAGCUCCUGUCAUGAUUGACGAUGUUGUUAUUUAUCCAAGAGCUUCUUUCAGAGAGGACAAGGAAAACAACUGUGGAAAAUACUGUUAUGUUAACCACCAUUUCGGUGGUUCUUGGAAGAACAAUGGUAAGGGUGAAAUUAAACCAGGUAUGGAAGGAUUUGAAGGAGACGAUCCUAAUGAAAUCGAGCAACUCAGAAAGAGUGACGUCAGCAAGAGAGACGUCAUUCCUGGUGAGCCUGAACAGGAAGCUGCUCCUGUCAAGUUGGCCAAAAGAUGCUCGCAUCCAUACACUCCUUACUGA
Ogataea philodendri is the source of this 1311-nucleotide messenger RNA. RefSeq lists its product as uncharacterized. The transcript has a single exon. Gene Ontology annotation, molecular function: alpha-1,6-mannosyltransferase activity. Lineage: Eukaryota; Fungi; Ascomycota; Pichiomycetes; Pichiales; Pichiaceae. The coding region runs from base 1 to 1311 and encodes 436 amino acids. The record is from RefSeq and is a predicted model, not a curated record. Gene Ontology annotation, biological process: protein N-linked glycosylation. Gene Ontology annotation, cellular component: mannan polymerase complex.